Messenger RNA from Nezara viridula (southern green stink bug), 291 nucleotides. Lineage: Eukaryota; Metazoa; Arthropoda; Insecta; Hemiptera; Pentatomidae. The record is from the annotation of a GenBank genome assembly.
AUGGCUGUCGAAACCCCUGUCCUUUGGCUACAAGGGGGGGCCAUUGUUGGGCAUUGGGUCUCUUCCAGUCCUAUUAAUUACGGCCCCAACAAUAAUUGGAAAUUAUCGAAUAGACAAGCAGGAGCGUUUAUAGGAGCCGAGAUGGCCUGGUUAAGACGGAAGCAGCAACAGGUACCGGAACAAUUGGACAGCUACAUCCGGCACAGGUACAAACCGGUGCCUGGUUCUGGAUUCAAUGGGCUGUGGAUGGGACGGUUUGAUAUGGCGGUGAGGCGGGCGGCUUUGAUCUGA